This is a messenger RNA of Olea europaea var. sylvestris, 796 nucleotides long. RefSeq lists its product as uncharacterized. Bases 43 to 573 code for a protein of 176 amino acids. The transcript has a single exon. Lineage: Eukaryota; Viridiplantae; Streptophyta; Magnoliopsida; Lamiales; Oleaceae. The record is from RefSeq and is a predicted model, not a curated record.
CUUUUUCCUCCAAAAAUUUCCCUCCCUCGUAUCUCUAUAUAUAUGCCGCUCCCAAACGGCCAAACCCAUAGAAUCCCCAUCAAUUCAUUAAGCACAAAACCAAACAACCAUUUUCCCUUCCCCUUCAAAAUGUCGUCACAGCAAAUCGCAUCCCACAGAGAAAACGCUGAGAUAUACACCGGCGAUGCGAUAUGCAAACAAAAAUCUCGCCAACUACUCGAGAAAAUGAACCUCCCAAAAGGCUUGCUCCCUUUAGACGAUAUUCUGGAAGUGGGCUACAACGAGAACUCCGGAUUCGUUUGGGUGAAGCAGAAGAAGAGCAAGGUGCACCAAUUCCGUGCAAUUGGGCGCAGUGUAUCGUAUGAUACAGAAGUCACGGCGUUCGUUGAGGAUCGUAGGAUGAGAAAGUUGACAGGCGUCAAGAGCAAGGAGCUUCUGAUCUGGAUCACAAUUUCUGACAUACACAUUCAGGAUCCCAGUUCUGGAAAAAUUACUUUUGGUACUCCUGCUGGAAUUUCCAAAAUUUUUCCGGUGUCGGCAUUUGAGGAAGAAGAUGAAAUGGUCAAGACUUGAUAAAGCAGGAGAAUGAUUUUCAUAAUUUAUUAGGGAAUAAUCAAUAAUGGGAUGUUUUAUGUUAUUAGAAUUUAAGUAGAAUGAUUUUCAUAAUUUAUUAGGGAAUAAUCAAUAAUGGGAUGUUUUAUGUUAUUACAAUUUAAGUACUUUUACUGUUGAAUUUAGUACUGUUGUGUUGCUUGAGGUUUAAGAUAAGUAAAAAUAGUUCUCCUGUUUCAUUUCA